GGCAGCAGGAGCAGAGAGCAGCCAUUGCUGUGUCUGGCAGCAGUAGUGAAGAAGACAUCUGGUGAGUGUGAGACACCCAACAGCCAUCCUCGAAUGUCAGGUGGACUAAGCAGGACCCACGGCCCCAUCACGGUGCCUCCACCUCACUCACUGAUACAUGAGAGACACAGUGACCAGCAGAUCCUGGAAUUCACCAACAAGAUCAUUCAGCUGCUGACUGGAGAGGUUCCUAUAAGGUGUCAGGAUGUUACUGUCUAUGUCUCCAUGCAGGAGGGGGAGUAUAUAGAGGAACACAGGGGUCUGUACAAGGACGUGAUGAUGGAGAAUCACCGGCCCCUCACAUCACUGGGUAAAAGGAGACUGUCAUGUAUUGUACAGGGGAGAGCAGAUGGGCCCAGUAACAGAGAUACCCCAGAGAGAUGUCCCCGUCCUCUGUAUUCCCAGGACUGUACAGAGGAGAAUCACAGGACCCCACAGGAGGAUCAGGUAGAACAUCUGUCUGAUAUAAAGGAAGAAGAUAUAGGCGGAGAAGAAGAGACGUAUGUGACUGAUAUAAAGGCAGAAGAUACAGAGGGAGAAGAAGAGACGUAUGUGACUGAUAUAAAGGCAGAAGAUAUAGAGGGAGAAGAAGAGACGUAUGUGACUGAUAUGAAGGCAGAAGAUAUAGAGGGAGAAAAAGAGACGUAUGUGUCUGAUAUAAAGGCAGAAGAUAUAGAGGGAGAAGAAGAGACGUAUGUGACUGAUAUAAAGGCAGAAGAUACAGAGGGAGAAGUAGAGACGUAUGUGACUGAUAUAAAGGCAGAAGAUAUAGAGGGAGAAGAAGAGACGUAUGUGACUGAUAUAAAGGCAGAAGAUACAGAGGGAGAAGAAGAGACGUAUGUGAUUGAUAUGAAGGCAGAAGAUAUAGAGGGAGAAGAAGAGACGUAUGUGACUGAUAUAAAGGCAGAAGAUACAGAGGGAGAAAAAGAGACGUAUGUGUCUGAUAUAAAGGCAGAAGAUAUAGAGGGAGAAGAAGAGACGUAUGUGACUGAUAUAAAGGCAGAAGAUAUAGAGGGAGAAGAAGAGACGUAUGUGACUGAUAUAAAGGCAGAAGAUACAGAGGGAGAAGAAGAGACGUAUGUGACUGAUAUGAAGGCAGAAGAUAUAGAGGGAGAAGAAGAGACGUAUGUGAGGGGUGAUCAGCAGUGUAAGGAGGAGGAAAUCCCUACAGAUAUCAGCACAGAUGGACACACAAGCAGGAAUAUCUCAGAAGGACAUCUAAUGUUAUCCCCGGAUUGUGACAUAAAAGAUAAUGACAGUAGACAGUAUUCUCCAGGAGAUAAUCCCAUUACCCCAAUUAUACAUCCAGCUCUAUCAGCUGAUCCCUCUGAUCCUGGGAAAUGUUCUCCUGAUCACUCUGAUAUUGGUGCAUCUGUUACAGCUCUGAGAGUAAAUACAGAGUUUCCGUGUUCUAUAGAUGCCAAAUAUGUUACACAGAACACAAAGAUUAUUACCCAUCAUCCAGCUAAGGCAGGUGAGAGGUCACUGAUAUGUUCUGAGUGUGGGAAAUGUUUUACAGACAAAUCGGCUCUUAUUACACAUCAGGGAAAUCACACAGGUGUGAAGCCAUUUUCAUGUUCUGAGUGUGGGAAAUGUUUUGCAUAUAAAUCAGGUCUUAUUACACAUCAGAGAAAUCACACAGGUGUGAAGCCAUUUUCAUGUUCUGAGUGUGGGAAAUGUUUUGCAUUCAAAUCAGAUCUUCUUAGACAUCAGAGAAGUCACACAGGUGAGAAGCCAUUUUCUUGCUCUGAGUGCGGGAAAUGUUUUGCACGGAAAUCACAACUUGUUACACAUCAGCGAAGUCACACAGGUGAGAAUCCAUUUUCAUGUUCUGAGUGUGGGAAAUGUUUUACAUGCAACUCAUAUCUUGUUAUACAUAAGAGAAGUCACACAGGUGAGAGGCCAUUUCCAUGUUCUGAGUGUGAGAAAGGUUUUGCACGGAAAUCACAUCUUCUUACACAUCAGAGAAGUCACACAGGUGAGAAUCCAUUUUCUUGCUCUGAGUGUGGUAAAUGUUUUGUAAGUAAUUCACAUCUUGUUAUACAUCAGAGAGGUCACACAGGUGAGAAGCCAUUUUCUUGCUCUGAGUGUGCGAAAUGUUUUGCACGGAAACCAGAUCUUACUACACAUCAGCGAACUCACACAGGUGAGAAGCCAUUUCCAUGUUCUGAGUGUGGGAAAUGUUUUGCACUCAAAUCAGAUCUUAUUAAACAUGAGAGAAGUCAUACAGGUGAGAAGCCAUUUUCUUGCUUUGAGUGUGGGAAAUGUUUUACACAGAAAUCACAACUUGUUAGACAUCAGCGAAGUCACACAGGUGAGAAACCAUUUCUAUGUUCUGAGUGUGGGAAAUGUUUUGCACACAAAUCAGUUCUUAUUAAACAUGAGAGAAGCCACACAAGUGAGAACUCAUUUCCAUGUUCUGAGUGUGGGAAAUGUUUUCCAUACAAAUCAUCUCUUGUUAUACAUGAGAAGUCACACAUGUGACUUCCCUCAUGUCAUGCUCUGAGUGGGGAAAAUGUAUUACACACAAAUCACAUCUUGUUACACAUCAGCGAAGUCACACAGGUGAGAAGCCAUUUCCAUGUUCUGAGUGUGGGAAAUGUUUUGCACACAAAUCACAUCUUGUUACACAUGAGAGAAGUUACACACGUGAGAGGCCAUUUCCAUACUCUGAGAAAUAAAUCAGCUCUUGUUGCACACAAUAGAUAUCACUCAGGUGAGAAACCAUUUUAAUCUUCUGGAGUAUACUUAUCACUGCCAUGUGUUGUUCUUCAAGGUUCUUAUCCUAUCUCCUAUGCUUUUUGCAAUAUACAUGCUGCCGCAGGGUGAAACAGACUAAAAAGGAAUUUUCAGGCGCUAAUAUUAAUACAUAAAAAUGACUAUAUCUCUAGAUUAUUUUAGUAGCAGCAAUUAGCCCAGUCGUGUCUGUGUGAACACUGAUUUUCAACGUAGCAGCUCAAAGGUCCAAUUCAGCGGAUCUCUAGCUUCCCAUGUAUGCAAAAGAAAUGAAUGGGGAUAUUGCGCUGAUUUACAUUACUGUUACCAAGUGAUACAUUCUAGCUGGAUGGAGAUGCAACACUUUAAGGUGAAAAAUUAAUAUCUCCAUUUUUGUUUUCCACAUAAAAAAUUAUUUUAAACACAAUGGUCACACGUAAAUAUAAAAAGCAAAUAGAAUGACAUUUACAAGCAGCCAAUGGAAAAGUGCGGUAUAUCUGAUGAAUUGCAUGUAUCCUGUCUGGAUGUGAUCACCUCCUGGCUCUCUCUCUCCUGAGCCGGAGGUGUUUGAGUAGCGGCUCUGUUCCUCUGCUAUAGGACGGGCCACUACUUUGCGGCAGCCAGUGUAGUCUUACCAUAGGCGGUGCUGCUGGAAUGCAGAGGGGAUGAUUCCCUUUUGGUGGUCCACGUCUCAUGCUGGAGGGGUCACUUGCCUCUAAUAGUAUAGGUGUGGAUGCCUCUGGACGUCCUCAGACUGAGCUGGAUGAUAGGAAUAAACCUCAACCGGUUUCGCACCUCAGGGUGCUUUCUGAAAGAGUCUUGCUUAAACAUAAUUCAUUAGAUAUACGGUACUUUUACAUUGGGUGCUUCUACAUGUGAUUCUAUUUACUUGUUUUUAUAUACAGGUUGAGUAUCCCAUAUCCAAAUAUUCCGAAAUACGGACUUUUUUGAGUGAGAGCGAGAUAGUGAAACCUUUGUUUUCUGUUGCUCAAUGUACUCACACUUUGUUUAAUACACAAAUUUAUUAAAAAUAUUGUAUUAAAUGACCUUCAGGCUGUGUGUGUAAGGAGUAUAUGAAACAUAAAUGAUUUGUGUGAAUGUACACACACUUUGUUUCAUGCACAAAGUUAUGAAAAAUAUUGUCUAAAAUUACCUACAGGCUGUGUAUAAGGUGUAUAUGAAACAUAAAUGCAUUUUGUGCUUAGAUUUAGGUCCCAUCACCAUAAUAUCUCAUUAUAAUAUGCAAUUAUUCCAAAAUACGGAAAAAAAUCCCAUAUCCAAAAUACCUCUGGUCCCAAGCAUUUUGGAUAAGGGAUACUCAACCUGUAUAUAUAUGUGUGUGACCAUUGUGUUGAAAAUAAUUUUUUAUGUGGAAAACAAAAAAUGUAAAAAUUAAGAUAUUGAUUGUUCAUCUUAAAGUGUUGCAUCUUCAUUCAGCCAGAAUUUAUUGAUUGGUAACAGGAAUUUAAAUCGGCACAAUAGCCGCAUCAAUUUCUUUUGAUAUAAUCAGCUGUCAUGUCCUCAUCUACCACUGCUAUGCAGAUGACCUGUCUCUUGCUCUGGGUACUGAGAACCCAGUACCAAUCCUAAAUGGUUGCUGAGCUCCAGGUGUUGGUGAUGCCAGUUGCUGUCAAUAGUGGAGAAAGGGUGGCUGGCAGUAUUGGUGGUGGCAGUAGUGGGGGGAGACAGGGCGGUCGGCAGUGUGGGGAGACAGGGCAGUAGUGAGGGGAGACAGCGCGGGUGGCAGUAGUG
This is a messenger RNA of Pseudophryne corroboree (corroboree frog), 4506 nucleotides long. Its product is annotated as zinc finger protein ZFP2-like. The record is from RefSeq and is a predicted model, not a curated record. Bases 94 to 2523 code for a protein of 809 amino acids. Gene Ontology annotation, biological process: regulation of DNA-templated transcription. The transcript has 6 exons. NCBI's taxonomy places the organism in Eukaryota, Metazoa, Chordata, Amphibia, Anura, Myobatrachidae.